AUGUCUUCUCUUUUAGACUUCUUCGAGACUCGUCGUCCCACUGCAAAGCGGCGAAAACUUUCGCCUGAGGACUCGGGAUCGUCAACACCGUCUAGAAGCGCAGAUCUGGAUGUCUCUGAUGGAUUGCACGUUAACCUGAAUUUCCCAGUCUAUCCAAGAAAGGCGAUCGAUGCAUCCGAUAGUGGAAAUAUUCCAAUCGGCAACGAAUAUGCUGAAUAUGCUGACGUUCCUAGAGGCAGUCAGACAGACUUAGAAGUGUCUCUCCCGCCAGUCAAGACAGACCAGGAUGCGAUUGAAGAAUACGAGAAGUCCAAGGCUGUUGAAGCUGGAGGCGGAGAAGAGGAAAAUCUUCCACUGCAACAAAGGCUUGGAGAGAUGCAAUGGCGCAAGGGGAAGAGUUCAAUAUAUGUGGACGCGUUCAACCUCGCGCUGGAAACGGUGCUGGAAGAAGAGGCUCAUCUAUUUGAUAAAGCAGAGUUGGGCGUCUUUCGUAUAUGGAAUUCUUUGACUUAUGAGGCGCAAUAUCUAUAUGUACGACUUUUUCUCCGCAAAACAGCCGCCUGGCAUCGCAUAAAUCGACUAGGAUACUACCAGGAGAUUGUCGAUAUGGACCAGGCUGUGGCAGACCUUCGAGAGGUCCAUGCUCUUCCAUCAUCAACGUCGCUUUCCGGAGGUAUUACGUUAACCGACCCCGAAGUCCCUGAAGACACCAACUUUCUAGGCGAUUCCUUCAGGUUUGCAGAGGGGAUUGAUGAAAUAACCACGUUAGAAGAAGCCUCUUCCUUACUUCUAUUCGAUGAGCUCAAAGAAAUGGCCAAAGAAGCCAAAGUUCAGGGGAAGAAUAAGAAGGAGCUCCUAGCAGCACUCCUUCAAACGAGCCAGACUCAAAGCAGUCUAAGGUGGAAAGAAGAAACGUUCAGCAACCGAGACUGCCAUUUUCUCAAAAAGAUUUUGGGAUAUACAGGUGACUGCAUCAGGCUCGCUCCUGCGCCAUUAAAACUGUUCGAACGGGUCCACCUGGUCUUUUACCGCUCGACUGAGUGGACAGAGAAAUCUCUUACCACAAUUAUCCUAGCAAAGGUCUCGCGGAAGAACUUUCCUGAUUAUGUCGUCUCGCGAUCUACAGUAAUCUUUCCGUCUCGAGCAUAUUUGAUUGAGUUCGAAACAGCUUUAAGAACACAGUUCCAGAUCGACAAUAUAUUGGAAUUCAAUGGAACACCAACAGUGCAACGUCUAGAGACAAUCAAAGACCUAAGCGAAAAGAUCUACCCCAGAUGGAGAUUUCUAUCGGAACAAGAACAGCAAAAGGAAAACAAUAUUUAUAGUAGUGGCGAAGGUGCUUACCUACGUCGCUUUUCGCCGGCUUGGGUGUAUACGAGAAUCAUACACAAAGGCCUUUAUCCUCUUGGUCGAUUCAAAGAACAUAAGCGUGAACAUGAGAUACUGACCGAACUCCUUAAUCAAAAGCUCUUUCACACUGCACGACGCGGCGCUUGGUAUCAAAGGAAAGCUCUGUUGGAGGAACACUAUCUCUGGGCCUUGAUGCCAAAUGGCGGCAGAAGCGAAGAAGCACAGAAGAAAUAUUGGAAGAGAAUCUCGCUGGAGACUUGUGAAGCCGGACUUCAAGAUCCAGAUUGUCAUGUCAUCUAUCAUUAUGAUCUUCAAAAAAGAAUUAUCAAGCUUGAAAAAUCGCUAAAGGUGGUGAAGCGAGAGCAGCACGACUUUGGACACGUUCUUCUUGUCAAACCCCAAGAAAGAACCAUAGAGGGCAUCCGCGUUGAGAAAGAAGACUUGCUAAAUAAACCCGAUUCAAUCAAGCCCGGUAGUGACAUACAAAUAUCAUCAACGCGGAGGGGACUCCCUACUGUUUGGAUCGACGAACGAGAAGGUGGCGAAGAAUGCAGAGUCGAAAAUAUGUGUCUCAGCUGGUAUCGAGCAAAUGGAUGGAAGGGUUAUCACUCUGAAGGAGGGAUUGUCCGGACACUUUUCGGCUAUCUUUUCUAUGAUAUUUUAUUCACCUACGUUCCCAAUGUCUUCCAGACGCCAUUUCAAACUUGUCCGUUGGACCUCCAUACAGAUGCUUUCUACCCGGCUCGCGCUUCAGAAAUCAACCACCGACUUGUCCAGCUUGCUAACGGCGAGGCCGAGAAAAUUAUUCGUAGCGUCCACGAGAGCGAAUUCCCUAAACAGACCUGUAUCGUUGGCGUUGAUUGGACAUUCGCAAUUGACGACCUCGUUGAGAUUGUUCAAUGUUUCAAAGGUUCGGCGUUGGGAACUGUGUGCAAAGUUAUGGCACAAGAAUAUCAGCAGCGGGGAGGUGGGAUCCCCGACCUUUUCCUCUGGAGUCCAGAGAAGAAGGAGGUCAUGUUCGCUGAGGUCAAGUCAGAGAACGAUCGGUUAAGUGAUACACAGAGAUUGUGGAUACAUGUUUUGGCGGGUGCCGGGGUUGCGGUCGAGUUGUGUAAUGCCGUGGCAAAGGAGGUUAGAUAUACAUGA
Messenger RNA from Talaromyces atroroseus, 2496 nucleotides. RefSeq lists its product as hypothetical. Gene Ontology annotation, biological process: interstrand cross-link repair. Gene Ontology annotation, cellular component: nucleus. Lineage: Eukaryota; Fungi; Ascomycota; Eurotiomycetes; Eurotiales; Trichocomaceae. The transcript is spliced from 3 exons. The coding region runs from base 1 to 2496 and encodes 831 amino acids. The record is from RefSeq and is a predicted model, not a curated record. Gene Ontology annotation, molecular function: 5'-3' exonuclease activity; 5'-flap endonuclease activity; flap-structured DNA binding.